AGCUCUGUGAGUGUUUUUAUAGGGUGUAAAAUAAGCGAAAAUGAGGGCAAAGUUGGAAUGUUAUUAGUUUGCAAAUGAACGACGGGUAGUCUGCAGCUUCAUUGUUAGGUCAAAUUUCUUAUCCCUUUUCUGACGUCAGUACAAGAAUCUGAACCUUUACAUUCUGAUAUGGCAUUCUCCAAUAUGUAUUUGUCACAAGAAAUUCAGUUUGGAGUAUUUCAAGAGCUUUAACGAGUAUUUACAAAAGUUAUAGUUAUUGCAAAUGAAUGAAAUAGUUGCAGAGUUGAAAUUUGUGAUUUAUAUAGCGAGAGGCAUGCACAGGUAAGUGUAUUGACAAUUACAACGCGGGACCGUACCAACUUCGUACUGUGUGGUUAUUGAGUCUGGUCUUCUGUUUUAUGCCUGACAGCUAAUUAAGCUGUCAAAUUCUAUUAUUUUAUGAAGCAUUUCCUUAUAUUCUCUUACUAUAGAAUUAUUUGCGGAAGAGUAACCCUAUUUGAAAUGAUGUGAUUCAUUCAAGUACCUAAAAUAGUCAGAAAGGAUGCCUUCACCAUGGCGAAGAUAUAAAAGUACGGACAUGCUACAUUGUUAUGCCGGUGGGAAGCACAUCGGGCAUCUGCCAAAAUAUUUGGCGUCACCGGAGUUCAACUUGAUCGAAUUCAACUCUUUCUUUUUAUCUUUAAAACACAUAGGUCUUAUGUUUAAAGUAAUAUUGGUUCUUUUGAUGAGAUCUAUGGAAAGUAGUUUCGUGGUCAAUUAGACGACCAAGUCCAUAACUAAUGAGCAGGGUCUGCAUUCUCUGUGUUACAAAAUGUACACGUGAACGAAAUCACAACUGUAUAAUAGUGCCAUACAUAAAUUUAUUUUUCUUUAAUGUAAUGAUCAUGCUUACAAAUUUUGUCUUCAGUUUUAUGGAACAGUCUAUCACGUUUCAUGAAGGUGUCAAAAUAAAUUUGUGAUUAAAUACCAUUUUUGUACAACCUCAUCAUACUCAUUUCUGCCAUAGGUUUGAAGUCACCCAUUUUUAACUAUUCAAUAACAUUUGCUUCAUAAUAGAUUGCACUGUUAAUUAUUAUGAAUACAAUCAUCAAGCUUCUUCGUUUUUGAAUUACUAUAGCGUUGACAGUAAGGAGCCUAUAGUAACCUUCAUGAAACAAAAAUUUUGGAUUUACAAGCUCGAAAAUAAUACGUGAACAAUAUCAAGCGUGAAUCGUCAAAAUUGAAGACACAGGACAUUACAUGCAGCAUCUGCAAUGAUACGCUUGGCUGCUUUCGCUACAUGGAUGUUAUUGCUCGUUAUUGAAGGAAGUGCGCUAUCUAUUUUGACAAUAGAAAAUCACGAUUUUGAUGAGCACCCGCCGGAUGACGGGUGGGGAGAGUGGAGCGAAUGGCAUUCAUGCAGCAGGAGCUGUGGAGGAGGCGUAACUUAUAUGGAAAGAAAAUGUCUUCGGAAUAGAUUGAGAGGAGGUAAUGAUGUGGAAUGUGAUGGACCGCGGCGGAUGUAUACAUCUUGCAGCAUUCAGGACUGUCCAGUGAAUUCCGAAGAUUUUCGCACUUUGCAGUGUUCACAGCAUAAUAACCAAACACACAAGGGAAAAAAGUAUCAAUGGGUUCCAUAUCUUGGAGAAUCAGCACCGAAUCCGUGCGAACUGUACUGUCAGCCUAAAACAGGCAAUUUUUUUCUCAAACUCGCAGACAAAGUUCUUGAUGGUACUCCUUGCAGACCUAAUCGAUUUGACGUGUGCGUGGAUGGAACUUGUGAAUCUGUUGGGUGCGACAUGCUUCUUGGUUCAGACCUCAGACUUGAUGUGUGCGGUGAAUGCGGUGGCGAUGGAACAUCUUGCUAUCUUGUUAAGAGAUUCGUGAGCGCUAAAUUGCCAACGGGAUACGUGCCAUUGAUAUUCAUACCACCUGGAGCUACAAACAUUCGCGUACACGAGAAAAAGGGAACUCGAAACUUUUUAGCGGUAAGAGACUCUGGAAAAAGGUACGUCCUGAAUGGUCACUGGCAGGUUAAUGGUUCUACUGUGAUACACGUCGGCGGAAGCAAUCUCGUAUAUACUAGAAAAAACGACAGAAAAAGAGCACCGGAAAUAAUAGAAAUGACUGGACCAACGGCAGAAAUGUUGUAUAUUGACGUUUUAGUACAGGAGAAAAAUCGAGGUAUCGAGUAUGAGUUUUAUCUGCCGAAAGGAAUGAAUGACCCGAACCACGGAGAACACGAUUGGAUAACUGGCCAAUGGCAAGGAUGUUCAAGAGAAUGUGGUAAAGGUUUGCAAAAAAGGCGAGUAGUGUGUAAAAAUCGCAACAAUGGAGAAAAGGUAUUAAAUUAUCAUUGUGACGCUCAACAGCGACCCCAGUCAACGAGAGAGUGUGAAGUUAUAUCUUGUAAAACUAGAUGGGACGUCGGAGAAUGGACGCCGUGCUCGAAGUCAUGUGGUGGUGGACUAAAAAUCAGACCUGUUUCAUGCAUUGUGACUAAAGACGUCAAAACAGGGUCUUCAGUGGUUCCCGAUAGUAGAUGCUCGGAGAUGAAGCCACCUACCCAACUAAAUUGCGGAACUGAUCCUUGUCAGAAAUGGUUCAUUGGAGAUUGGUCAGCGUGCACGAAAAGUUGCGGGGCAGGUGUUGAGCGAAGACAGGUCAAAUGUUCGGGUACCCUUUGCAAUAUAACCGCCGCACCACUGCGUGAAAGACCUUGUAAUCUACGCCCUUGUGGAGGAAUUGAUUGGAUAACGACAGAAUGGAGUGAGUGCGUUGGCGUGUGUGGAAACGCUGUUCAAACACGAGAAGUAAGUUGCGCAGCUGAGGACAGAACUCUUUACCCAAUCCGACUAUGUGACGCAUCAAAACGCCCUAGUACGAUACAAGAUUGUGGUUCCAAAAGUCAUUGCCCGGAUGAACCUACAUGGAUUGUUGAGGAAUGGAGUGAGUGUUCUGCUACAUGCGGCAGAGGGCAGCAAACAAGGCGUGUUGUUUGCGGUCUGUAUGAGAUCGCAAACUACCGGAUACUCUCUGACAGCGUUUGCUUGGAUGACAGAAAUAGCCCAAAACCACCGACCUCUCAAGAAUGUUUAUUAGGGAAUUGUACGCACAGCUGGUAUACAGGCCCCUGGGGACCGUGCUCUGUGACUUGCCAAAAUGGAGUUCGAACACGUCUUGUACUAUGUAUCAGACACGUAGAAGACUCCGAGAACGGUACCUGUGACACAAACUUCAAACCUCAUAACAGCGAGAUUUGUAAUAUCAAUACGUGCGAUGAAAAUGAAUACAUUGAUUUACCUGUGAUACCACCCAUGAACGAUUGUCACAAAUCAACUUACGGUUGUUGUCCGGAUGGUAUCACUUUGGCGUCUGGUCCUUUUCAAGCAUCUUGUCACUUGCCAUCUUGUCGGGAGUCCGAAUUUGGAUGCUGUCCAGAUGGUGUUACAAAAGCUGAAGGUUCAGAUAUGGAAGGAUGUAAAACUGCAAAUGCGUCCUUGAAUGAAAACACUACACAGCAAAUUCUAAACUCUUCAGAACCAACUGUAACGCCGUAUUUGAAUUAUAAUUCAGAAAUGUGCCUCCAGAAUGUCGAUCAAGGUCCAUGUGAGAACUGGUCUAUUUAUUGGUUCUUUGAUGUGAAAACUGGUCAAUGUGAUCGUUUUUGGUUUGGCGGUUGUCAUGGAAAUGAAAAUCGAUUUGAAACAUUUGAAAUUUGUGCAAAAAUUUGCAGGAAGUACUUAAAUCAAUUCAAUGAAGCAGUUCAAGUAUCGACAACGCAACAACCUCCCACAACAACUGCAGAAACCUCAGUGUCAUCUCAACAAAACAACUCUAUCUCUUCAAAUAACGCCAAUGUUUCACAAUUCGAACCACCACAGCCGCAAGAAAAUGAACAAUUUCCUCCGCCGUCGUGCUUUCUCAGAAAAAGCGCCGGACCCUGCGAGUCUAGGCACCAUAGAUGGUAUUUCGAUGCACGCACCGGAUCGUGUAUCAUGUUUUGGUACGGUGGUUGUGGUGGAAAUGAUAACAAUUUUGCUACCGAACAAAACUGUAUAGAUACCUGUGGCAAUAGGCCGUUACAUAUGUUUGAUAGAGGAUUAGGCGAAGAAAAUACCCCUCCGGUUCCGGCUUACAUCAAAUUUGGCCACAGAGAGGUCUACGCUCAAGUUGGGAAAAUGGCAAGAUUGGCGUGCAUGGCCAAAGGAACUCCGAAACCAACAGUGGUGUGGCAGAAGGAGGGUAUUCCUGUUUUACCUGAAAAGGAAAGAAUCGAAAUUCUGGGCGAUUAUUCAUUGAUUUUAUCAAAUAUCACACCAGAGGAAGCAGGAACCUACGAAUGCGUUGCGAGAAAUGGAUAUGGACCCGAUCAAGCAUUGGCGGUCAAGUUAUUCGUGAGAAAUCGACUACUAAUAAGAGAGACACCAUCCGACACAGAUAUAUUGGCGGGAGAGCCGGCAGCAUUACGUUGCAGGAUUCAUGAUGACGUAUUUUUCGUAACAUGGUUCAAAGACGGACAAAAAGUGCAAACCGACGAAUAUUACAACAUUCAACCAUGGGGAGAUCUUCAUAUUCUAGACGCAGAAGUAGAGGAUAGUGGCGUAUAUACAUGUACAGCAUACGCGACGAAUGCACAACAAUCGGCAUCAGCAGUUUUGACAGUGUCACAAAAAGAGCAAACUUCGACAACUGCGACAACAACAAGAGCACCGCAGUCCACUAGAACUUUUCUGCCUCUGCCGCAAUCGCCACCUAGCAGACAAUGCAGAGACUAUCCUGAAUAUGCAAAUUGUAAUAUAGUUGUUUUAAAGCGAAUGUGCCAUAAGCAUAAUUAUGCGAGAUAUUGUUGCGCAUCGUGUGGCAAUCACAGAUCUGCACAAUUGCCUAGACCUGGACGGCGAAGGGUUUUUGCAGGUGCCCGAGUGCAAUAGUCAAUAAUCGAUAAGGUAUGAGAUAAUCACGAUGGUCUAUGCUUCUCGGAUCUACGCUACGGAUCUAUGCUUCUAUGGAUCUACAGAUAAAUCUACGGAUUUAUUAGACAUUCGAAAAUAUCAUCGAAUAUUCGUUUGGAAAGUAAAUCAAGCUCAUUAAAGAAAGUGUUGUAACAAGUCAUUUGAGACAAUUUUUAUGUUCUGAAAGUCAUCGCAGUGUGCCUCAAAUGCUAUCUUUUGAAUCUGCUAUGAACGAAGUUAGAGUUUCAAUUGGAAAGAUUGACUCUGGUUAUUUAAUAUAAAACAACAACUUUCACGUGGAAAUGCGAUCAACUUUUCUGGCCAUACUCUUUUUUAAUGCACAUUGUUCAUGCUUAUGACGUUUUUAAAAAUAUUUUUUUUUUUUGUUAUUAUUGAUACCAUACAAUAAUCAUAUUCCUAAAGUGUUGAUUGAAUGUCGAUAUACCACAUCCUUUCGAAUGUAUAUUUUCGAAGUACUUUUUCACGAAUUUGUCAUAUUUUUAUUUGUUACAUUUUUUCCAUUUCUUUACCUCUCAAUGUACAAUUCUGAGUACAUUUUAUACAAUUCAGCAUAUUAUCUUGUUUUUUGUAUUUUUUCAAACUCUUAAUUUAUAACGCAACGAUUUUUCACAUACUCCCUUAAAAUUUCAGCAUGAAUUUUCAAGUUAGCCCCUUAGCAGGUAGUUUACGUACUUGACAAUAGAUAAAAGUUUUCAACUUCGGGAACAAUUGUUCAUUCAAUUAGAUUUGAAAUGUUUUUGAGCCCACCACUCAGGUGAAUGAAGAUGUUCAUUUAUCAAAUUUUUAUAACUGUUUUCUAUCCGUGAUGUUUUAUAUCAGUGUAAGCAUUUUUUUUUAUUUUUAUUUUACAUUUUUGAGUUGCACCAACACUUAGCCAACCGUGAAUUGUUCAAGUCAGUGCCCCUCAACAUAUGUUCCGCUUAUUUAGUUUCCGUGAGUUUUAUGGGUUCCGUAAGCGGACAAUUCAGAAAAACUAAUUAUGACAUGUUUCCCAAUUUUGAGCCAAAGAGAGUUCUUAUUGUUGCACACCAACCGUUGAGGUCUGACAGAUGGUAGCCUAGUCAUAAAGCACUGGCAUUUAAUCUAUUAGGCCUUUAAGGUUUUCGUUGUUACUAUACAGGAAUUAAAAACUUUCUGGAUUGAACUGUUGGAGGUAUUCAAGUGCUACAGGUCUCUGACUACGAUGUACAGUAGAUGAGUAGUAAGUAGAGUCGUACACUGAAACUGUUCAGACCUUGUAGGGAUACAGUUAAAGUAGUGCGAAACUCUGUAUUUAGCCAAACCAGAUGUAAAAUAGCAUGUAUUCCUACGCGACGCGAAGUUGUAACAACUUCGGAGAAUGCGCAGUGUAGUCAAAAUGUAAAAAUACACAAAAAUGAUGAAAUUCCGAAUGUAGCUUAACCCGAAUUCCCUGGCUUCUCUAAAUUAAAAAGACACCUUUCCACUCCCCCAAUAUCAACGGCAAGGGCGAAACGUUUGUGAUUUUAGUUCAUUUUAAAUAUUUGUCAAUGAGCUGUAUAACCUCAAUGCGCGAAACAGUGCAAGAGAGCUUGCCAACGACUCUUUCCUGAAUACUCGCUUACCUAGUAUUUUGCAACUGGUAUUAUAGGAGACUUUUCAUUUAUAUUGAACAGUUGAUGUGUUUCUAAGUUACACAAAAAAUUGUUUCAAAUGUGUCAAUAGUAUGACAAUUCAAAUGCAACCAAAUUGAAAUGAUUCGCACUUUUUAAAACAAUGUGUCU
This is a messenger RNA of Styela clava, 6697 nucleotides long. RefSeq names its product papilin-like. Gene Ontology annotation, biological process: extracellular matrix organization; proteolysis. The record is from RefSeq and is a predicted model, not a curated record. Gene Ontology annotation, cellular component: extracellular matrix. Gene Ontology annotation, molecular function: serine-type endopeptidase inhibitor activity; metalloendopeptidase activity. Lineage: Eukaryota; Metazoa; Chordata; Ascidiacea; Stolidobranchia; Styelidae.